Molecule: messenger RNA, 2334 nt
Organism: Penicillium cataractarum
Lineage: Eukaryota; Fungi; Ascomycota; Eurotiomycetes; Eurotiales; Aspergillaceae
Product: fungal specific transcription factor domain-containing protein
Exons: 4
Coding region: 1-2334 (777 amino acids)
Source: RefSeq, a predicted model, not a curated record
AUGCAAGAAAGUAUCCUUAGCCAACCAGGAGAAGGGCUAGAGGUUGAUUUUGACAAUGUUGACCACGCGCUGGCAAUUCACCUACUGCAAAUCCACUGGAAUAACAUUGACAUCCCGUCUCUUGUCACCUAUCUACCAACAUUCAUUGGGGGCUUGAUUUCCGGCGAGAAUGUCUAUAUGAAUAAGAUUCUUCUGAACGCGGUCUUUUUCUCAAGUUCGCUUUACAGCGACCGAACAAUCCGUCGUUCGGAUUCGGCAUCCCGGCACUCGGUGGGUGCAUUUUUCAAUCGCAUAUUUCAGGGGCUGCUUUCUCGCCCCGAUGUCCAGCCCAGCAUUGCAAGUGUAAUGGGUAUUGUCAUAUGUGCAGGCUCUCUUCUGAGCCGUGGAUAUGGUUACCACGCUGUGGAGCUUCGCAAAAAGGCAUGGCACAUGCUCGCGACACUCGAGAUUCAAAAGUUUAAUUCAGAGGGAGUAGAAAGCUCGAACCCCUUGGCCCUAGCAUAUGAAGUUGAAAAAGAGGUCUGCAUUCGUGUACGGCUAGGAAUAUUCGCUCUCGAUACCCUACUUAUGCUAUAUCUUGGAGAACCUAUUGCAUGCCACCUUCCGACCCUUCCUAUGGGAAAAAUGAGGGAUGACUUUGAGGAAGAACAGGAUUGGACUCUAUAUGUUGAUCCUACAGGUAAUUCGGGCUUUACCAAGCUUUGCCCACAGCGCGCCCGUACUAUCACAACGUACGAGGCCCAAAUCGCAACGUACGAAGUCUUCGCGAAGAUAAUCCAUACUUUUUUCCUCGACAAAAGCGUGAAAACUGACGAAGAGAUUCAAGAUAUGUGGAGAACAAAGCGCCAGUUCGAGGGUGAACUCUACAGUAUGCGAUUAAAGUACAAAUCUUGCCAGGAACCCCUUUUUAGCCUGGACCGUCCGUCUGCACCCCAUAUUGUCGCUCUUGUAGUAUGGAAUUAUGCUGCGGAAAUACUUCUGCAGAUACCUUUCCUCGAGCAGGCACGGUUCGAAAAUGUUGGCCGCGGGAAAUAUGUUGGAACCCAGAGGCUUUGCAGAUCAAAGGCUUUCGAGAUAUGCGGAUUGAUGUCAGAGUAUAAAAAAUGGUAUUCGCUUCGCUGGGUUUCAUUGAUGACUUCCUUCUCUAUUUACCUCGCCUACAUGGCCUCGUCUGAAUCUCUCUUCGGCGUCCCGGACCCCAUCCUUCUUUGCAAACUUGAGCGUAUGGUUGAUCAACUUGAACGAGGCUCUAAUCCGGGGUUGCGAGCCAUGAUGAUGAAGCCGGGCUGGCAGCCGCCACAUUCAGAGACAGCCGUGAAGGAUUAUCUUCACGACGCGAGCAUCAAGGUGUACCGCGACUGGUCGCUUGGGAAACCAAAUGAUAUUUGGGCGCCCUAUGUACCGCGUGACGACCACAACAUUGGACACAGAGACAAGUAUCUGAACUUUGGUACUGAAAGCGAAAUGACAACCGUGGCAUAUUUCGUGAACACAUGGUGCCCGGAUGAUAUGCCUGGAUCGCCUGCAUGGCUUCGAGAUGCCAUGCGUUUGAUCAUGACCAAACCUCUCAUAUGCCAGGCCCUCAAGCUCGUCUCGGGGCUACAGUCAGCUGGAGCAACUGAAGGCUCGUCUAUCGUGACCAAGGGUCGUGUGCUCUAUACCAACCUCGUGGUCUCCAUUCAGAAACGACUUCGAGCUGAGCCUGCCGAAACAUCGAUCGAAUUACUCAUUGCCGUUAGUCUUCUCGCAAUGCUUGAGCGUCACCAAUCUAGCUUAGUCACAUCAUGGGGAUUGACGAAGGAGCAUUGGGCAACGUCCCUGGAGUUACUCGAGUGCAGAACGGGCAUUUUCCAUCGAGACGGCAUUGCUCACGAACUAUUUUUGGAUAUGAGGUAUCACUCUGCAAUACAUUUCUUAACCGCCCAAAGAUCCAGUUUCCCAUCGUCCUUUGGUUGGAAGAACGACCCGUGGAAGGAUCCAAAGCAAGAGGACUCACUUCAACAGCUGAUUGAUAUUGCGUUCGAAGUUGCAGGCGCCCAGCGCGAAGACGACGACGACGAGGAUGAUGGGCCCCGGCUCCGAGCCGGCCCCUUGCAGCCAUACCAUGAUGAAUUAUUGCGUUGGAAACUCCGAUUCGCCCCUGACUUCCCUUUCAGCAUUGAAUACCGAGCGCCUCCCACGUUCAUCCCCAACCUGAUAUUCCGCGACUGGAACAUCGAAGGGACGGCCAUCGUGGAGAGAGAUCCUAUUCUCUAUCCGAAUCCUUCCCUUGCCUUGCCUUGGCUCUCUGCCUCACAGCACAAUCUGGCUAAAGCUUUUCGGCAUGAAGUCUAG